Molecule: messenger RNA, 795 nt
Organism: Lactuca saligna
Lineage: Eukaryota; Viridiplantae; Streptophyta; Magnoliopsida; Asterales; Asteraceae
Source: the annotation of a GenBank genome assembly
AUGAGUCCUCGUUUCUUCUUAUCAGUAUCAGAUUUCAUCUUGGCGAGGGGCCUGAUUGACGAGACCCGUGAGACUUCUGAGAUUGCUCCAUGUUCCCUGUGUGGCUGUGUGAGGAUACAGAGAUUAAUGGCUGCGAUAGGGGUUAGCAAAGCUCCUUAUUUCUUCUCUACCAGGUGUUGUGUUUGCCUGAGAGUGAGAGUUAGCAGAGGUAGGAACCGCUGUGAAGCUUUCCGCUCCAAAACCCCAACUGGUGGUGCCGCCUUCAGCCGCUUGCUUGUUCUGGUGCCCAUUGUUUCUUGUUCUAAAAGAUUUGGAUUUGUUUCUUGUUCUGGUGCCUUCAGCCGCUUGCUUGUUCAAGACAUCGUUCAAAAGUUCCCACUAGACAUUAAGAGUCUUGACAAAAGUUGUUUAGGUCCUUUGAGGAAAGCUUAUUGCAGCUCUCUUAAUCUACUUUUAAGGCAUGAGGCACGUGAAUUUGCUAAUGAGCUUAGAGCAUUUACAAAAGCAUCAAGAAAUCCAACUGUUUUGCUCGAAGGUUCAACUGGUUCAAAUCAAAAUUUAAACAAUGCAGAUACUUACACUGCUCUGAAUAAUAUGCCAAAAUGCUCACCAUAUUUAUCCCACUUCUUCUUGAUGAGUCCAGUAGGACUCAUCACAUGCAUGACCCAAGGAACUACUAGUCUUCUUAGUAAUAUAGUUUAUGCCAUAAGUGAUGCUGCCACCCAAGAUCCACCAGGAGCAGGAAAAACACAAACAAUUCUUGGGCUUCUUAGUGCCAUAUUACAAACCAGCUGA